Molecule: messenger RNA, 1168 nt
Organism: Carya illinoinensis
Lineage: Eukaryota; Viridiplantae; Streptophyta; Magnoliopsida; Fagales; Juglandaceae
Exons: 2
Coding region: 5-1072 (355 amino acids)
Molecular function (GO): nucleic acid binding; zinc ion binding
Source: RefSeq, a predicted model, not a curated record
UCAAAUGCUUGAUUCAAGUAACUAUCAUUCUUGGGCACGUUCAAUGAAAAGAGCUCUUCGCAUCAAAAACAAACUUGGGUUUGUUGAUGGAAGCAUUUGUGAACCAUCUGAGGCUGAUAGUCCAUUGAUGGAUCAUUGGCUUCGAUGCAAUGACAUAGUCAUCACCUGGCUGCAAAACACCAUGUCAGUUGACAUUAAGAGCAGCACCCUUUAUGCUGAGACUGCUCAUCAACUGUGGAAGGAACUUGAGCAACGACUUGCACAGCAAAAUGCUCCAAGGAUUUAUGAAGUAAAGCAAGGUAUUGCUACAAUAAUGCAGAACCAAGACACUGUAAGUAUGUAUUACUCUAAGUUAAAAACUCUGCUAGAUGAAUUGAUGAACUAUGAGUCUAUUCCUAACUGCACAUGUGGGGGUUUGAAAACAAUAGUGGAUAACCAUGAAAGAGACUGGGUGAUGAAGUUUCUUAUGGGUUUAAAUGACACAUACAAAGCCCUUAAGGCUCAGAUCCUUCUAAUCAAGCCUUUCCCUAGUCUAAAUGAAGUGUACUCCAUAAUACAACAAGAAGAAAAGAGGCGACAGAUUUCUGUUGACACUUCAGUUGGUGACUCCAUGGCUAUGAUAGCAACUGCUAGAGAUGUAGGAAGGCAAAAUAUCACAUCUCAGAGAAAGUAUUAUUGCACUUUUUGUAAAAUGCCUGGACAUUCCUUAGAAAGGUGUUUUAAGGCUAACCCUGAGAAACCAGUGUGCAGUCAUUGCAGAAUGCCUGGCCAUGUUGCAGAAAAAUGCUUUAAACUUCAUGGUUAUCCACCAGGCCACAAGCUCCAUGGGAAGGGCAGACCUGCUUUUGCCAAUCAAGUCACUACCCUCAUGCCACCUGGACAUGAGCAAAUCAACAACAACCAAGCAACACUCACUCAAGAGCAAUAUUCACAGCUGAUUGCCUUGCUCAAAUCACAACCCAGUCAUUCUCACACAGCUUCACUUAAUCAAGUGCAUUCCCUCAGUCAUUCUGAAUCUGACAUGUCAAAAAUAUCUGGACCUUUUAACUUGGAAAACGACUGGAAUGGGUGAAGUGAGGAAUGGCUUGUAUCACCUACUGAGGAAUGAAGUCUCCCCUACAGCUUUAGUUGAAGUCCUAUCCUCUCUAACCACCAACACUGUCAUUUC